AGAGGGGAAAUGGGAGAAUGAAGAGCCGGACACUGAGGAGCCUCUGCCCACAAUAAAGAGGGAAAUGGAUCCCGUUCCUGGGGCCGGUUCCCCAUUGGCUGAAUCAGAAAUAUUACAGAUAAAGAUAAAGGAGGAAGAACCGGACCCUGAAGACCAUCAGACCCCAAUGGAAAGCUCAGCAGUUGCCCUUACAGGUGUGGCUUUCCCUGAGGGGGAGCCAGAAAUAUUACAGGUAAAGAUAAAGGAAGAGGAUUCCAAUUCUGAUGAUCAUCUGAACCCAAUGGAUGUAGGAUUCCCACAGUUAAACACGGAAGAGAAACCCUUCAUUUGCACGGAAUGUGGGAAAAGCUUUGAUGGGCAUCGCAGUUUCACGACGCACAAGAGGAUUCACACAGGGGAGAAACCCUUUGCCUGUCAUUUAUGCUGGAAGAAGUUUACUUACAAGUACCAGCUUCUCACGCACAUAAGUAAUCACGCCGGGGUAAAACCAUUCACGUGCGCUGAAUGUGGGAAACGUUUCUCCCUCAAUAAGAGACUUACAAACCACCAGAAAAUUCACACAGGAGAGAAACCAUUGAGGAGUUUAGAAUGUGGGGAAUUGGUUUCUAGCAAACACAGACUCAAGGAGCACCAACGACUUCACGCAGGGGAGAAACCCUUCACCUGCCCAGAAUGUGGGAAAAGCUUUGCCCUAAAAUACAGAGUCAACAAACACCUGAGAAUCCACACGGGGGAGAAACCAUUUGCCUGCACAGGGGGUGGGAAAGGGUUUUGUGUAAAAGACGAACUUCAGAAACAGCAGAGGUUCCACUCUGGGGUGAAACCAUUUACCUGCGCGGAAUGUGGGAAAGGCUUCUGCUUAAGGACUGGGCUUAUCAAGCAUCUGGCCACUCACGCCGGGGAAAAACCUUUAACGUGUCCAGAAUGCGGCCAACGGUUCCGUUUACGAAGUGAAUUUCAGAACCACCUGAGACUCCAUAGAGGGGCGGUGCCGUUCCUGUGCACUGAAUGCGGGAAGAGCUUCUGUCAGAAGAGCAGUCUUGACGCCCACCUCAGGAUUCACACAGGGGAGAAACCCUUUAUGUGCACCGAGUGCGGGAGAAGCUUCAAUUUGAAGAACGGCCUCCGAAAGCACCAGAAAAUCCACACGGGGGAGAAACCCUUCAAAUGCACGGAAUGUGGCAAGAGGUUUUCCAUGAAGACUGAUCUACAGAAACAUCACCGGACUCACACAGGGGAGAAACCCUUCAUAUGCACGGAGUGCGGCAAGAGCUUCUCCCACCACAGCAGCCUCUACAAUCAUCAGAGGAUUCACACCGGGAAGAAACCAUUCACCUGCACGGAAUGCGGACGAGGAUUCGGCAGCAGAGGCCGAUUUUAUAAACACCAACGAGUUCACAGUGGGGAGAAAACCUUUACCUGCACGGAAUGUGGGGAGAGUUACUUCAAUAGCGCCAGCCUGCACCGGCACGAGAACAUUCACACCCGGGGGAAACCACUGACCUGCACGGACUGUGGGAAGUGCUUCCCCGAAAGGCACAAACUCACCCGGCACCAGAAAACUCACAGAGGCGCAAAAGCUUUACGUGUGCGGAACAAAGGGAACGUUCUACCCCCUUCUUAAUAGGGGAGGUAGAACAGUGACCCCGAAUGUAACGGGGAGAUGAACUUAUGCAAAUAGAACGAGGUUUCAGGCUCCUCCCACCCCAUGGACUGAACCAUCAAAAAAACUACUGGCGAAAGGACUUAUUUCUGCUUCACUGCGGCAAAAAUGCCAAGUCCACCCCCCCAUCUUGUGGUAAUUCAGGCAGGAUUUCGGGGGCUGUAUUUUAUCUCUGUGUAACUGUACAUUGAACUGUGAGUACUGCCCCAUAUGCAGCGCCCUGCCCGUGCCUGGGUGGUUAUGAAUGAAUAAUAUCCGGUGCUGGUUUCCCUUUGGGCUAAACAUUAACCCUAUCUGUAACAAUGGCCCCUUUAUUGGAG
Xenopus tropicalis (tropical clawed frog) is the source of this 1983-nucleotide messenger RNA. Its product is annotated as gastrula zinc finger protein XlCGF26.1. Bases 65 to 1624 code for a protein of 519 amino acids. NCBI's taxonomy places the organism in Eukaryota, Metazoa, Chordata, Amphibia, Anura, Pipidae. Gene Ontology annotation, cellular component: nucleus. The record is from RefSeq and is a predicted model, not a curated record. The transcript is spliced from 4 exons.